This is a messenger RNA of Alternaria infectoria, 2265 nucleotides long. RefSeq lists its product as uncharacterized. The transcript is spliced from 3 exons. The coding region runs from base 1 to 2265 and encodes 754 amino acids. Gene Ontology annotation, molecular function: DNA-binding transcription factor activity, RNA polymerase II-specific; zinc ion binding; sequence-specific DNA binding. Gene Ontology annotation, cellular component: nucleus. Lineage: Eukaryota; Fungi; Ascomycota; Dothideomycetes; Pleosporales; Pleosporaceae. The record is from RefSeq and is a predicted model, not a curated record. Gene Ontology annotation, biological process: positive regulation of transcription by RNA polymerase II; DNA-templated transcription.
AUGACUUCUUCUCCGCAUGCGUCGCAGUAUCCUGCACCACCAGACGGCCAGGACCCGCAUAAUUACACGCCCUUGUAUCCCAACGGGCAGGUUCUCGACGGUCAGGCACCGUCGACGCGCAUAGCCUACCCGCAAGAAGCCGCAUACCCGAAGCUCGAGAAUAUCAACGAGGUGCUCCAGGCCCAGCAGGCUCUCCAAGCGAACCAUGCCUUGAAUCCUCCGCUGCCGCAGCAGUCCAAGCCGAACCGCCUGCGCAAAGCUUGUGAUUCGUGCAGCAUUCGCAAAGUCAAGUGCGACGAAUCGGGCCCGCCGUGUAGAGCGUGCCUCGCGCUGGAGAUUCCGUGUACCUUUGAGCGCCCGAGCCGACGACGCGGACCGCCCAAUAGGCAUGCCGAAGCGAUCAAGAAGCGCAGGAUAGGCGACUUGGAUUCCGAGUCGUCGACGCCGCAGUCUCCUACCAAUGCCGCCCAUGCGCUGGCGCAACUGCAGUCGUCGCAUCCAGCCCAGCUCUCCGCCGAAGAGAUAUGCGCCCUGCCCACCCUGAACGCCCUCAUCGACGACUUCUUCACCUUCAUACAUCCGCUAUGUCCCUUUCCGCACGAGCCGUCGUUCCGCGAAGCAUGGGGGCAUAGGGAGGACCUGACGAAUCCCUCGUUCCUCGCCUUGCUGGCGUCCAUGAUCGCGGUCCUCGUCGCGUCCUUUCCUCGAAAACCACGUCUCCAUCUCAACACACAGACGCGACGCGAAUACCCAAAUCACCUCUCCCUCGUCGACAAGUGCCGGGACGUGUGCGCGCGGGCGCGAGGGCCUGGCUAUCUCGACCGGCCGUCUCUGAACGUGUACGACGCGUGUACCAGCUACUUCCUCGGCUUGACCGGAGCCUACGUAUUCCAAUGGCGGCAACUGCGACUGUACCUCGCCGAGUGCCUGACCAUCAUACGCUCCCUGGGGCUCCAUAAACCCGAGGCUCAGGGCUAUACCUAUCUUGGUGGCAUGCCGAGUGCGUGGGGCUCCAACGGACCGAACCAUGACGGCUCGAGAGAGUUCAAAGUAGACUACAUCACCGAGGAGAUUGGUCGGCGCGUCUUCUGGACGGUUUUUGUGGGUGUGCGGACUAUACAACAGCUCGGCGCUUCUUUCGGAGAGCUGAUGAUUGCGCCUGCGACACCUACCGAGCCUCUACCACCACUACCCCGAGAAGUCGACGAUGUACACAUCUUCCCAAAUGAGAUACAACCGCAGCGCGAAGGGGUCGUCUCCAUGCUCACUGGAUUCAACAUCAAUGUGCGUAUCUUCCUGUCAUACUCGUCGCUAGCAACGGCAGAGAUGGCAUUUGGGAUUGAUGAAAUAUUCGAUUGGGAUCGACAACAACAGAUCUUCGCACAAAGCCUGCAGCGCUGUAGGCAGAUUCUGGACAGCCUACCAGAGGUGCUCAAAGUCCGGCCAAAGUCCAGCAGCAAUAGUGGGCUCGAACAGCAGAAACCCUACUACCCGCCCAUGCCGGAAUACUCUGGCAUGCGAGACCCCGCCAUGGACAACCAUCACAAACCGGAAGCGCACGAGUUGCGACGCUACGAGAUCCAGAAAGCGAACAUCUACGCCAGCCAUCUGUCCACUCGCUCGCACCUCGUGGAAAAGUACUUCCUUCAACUGGAUAAGUAUCAGCGGUCGAAGGGCCAAGCUGGUGCGCAAAACACGUCCAACGUCCUCGCUGCAGGAAUCGACAGGUUUGUAUCCGGCACAACAACCGACGCCGACGCGCUCGAAAAGGCAAUGUCAGAAGAGCGCGAACAAGUAGUCAAAGACCUCCUCGUGGUCCUGGGCAGCAUCGACAUGGUCAACAUGGAGCCUAACGGCGACUCCUUUGUAAGUCUCUACGUUUACUUGCAAAACUCAGAUUUCCUCUACCCCGUCCAUGAGAUUGACGACUACGUCAUCUCCAUGUCGACACGUGAUUUCUUUCGCCCAAACACCAUCAGCCCGAUCGCAAGCUUACGGUUCAUGUCGACACAGACGCAGAAGAUUCGCUCGAUUGCUAGUACCCUGCUUGAGGUGCCGAAGGAGAGACGGGGGAGUGUGGCGUUGCAGCAUCAGGAUUACCUUUACAAGUUUCUUGAUAUUUUGAGUAAGUUGGAGAGGGUGAGUCCCGAGGCGAGUGAUCCGAGUGGCGCGCUGGAUGAGGAGAGUGAAUUGAGGCUUUGGGCGGAUUUGAGGGAUCAUCAGUUGAGGUUUCAGGAGCAGGGGGGUGUUUAUGGGUUUUCGUGA